Messenger RNA from Paramecium tetraurelia, 2202 nucleotides. RefSeq lists its product as uncharacterized. Lineage: Eukaryota; Ciliophora; Oligohymenophorea; Peniculida; Parameciidae. The transcript has 3 exons. Gene Ontology annotation, molecular function: protein binding. Gene Ontology annotation, biological process: iron-sulfur cluster assembly. The record is from RefSeq and is a predicted model, not a curated record. Gene Ontology annotation, cellular component: cytosolic [4Fe-4S] assembly targeting complex.
AUGGAUUAAUAAAAUACAAUUUCACGUUGUCUAGAUCAUAAUGAAUUUAUUACCUUUCUUGCAAGAUCUAAAUUCGAUUAAAAGAUAGUCAAACUUUGUCAUAAGUGUGUGGUUGAAAAAAAGAAGGAUUUAGUUUUAAUAGAUGAUGCCAAGAAAUAUCUUUAAGAAACAAAGUUAGGAAUACUAGAGGAAAGAGAGUCCUUAAACAAGCAGAAUGUAGGAAUUUUGAAUGAUUUAAAAUAAAACUUGGAAAAUCUUUCUUUGAACUUCAAUCUAUAAAUUGAUAAAAUUAAGGAGAAUAUAGGCUCCGGAGUCAAGCUCAUAGAGACAUUCUCAAAGUAAUUCUAGAAAGUUUUAACUGAAAUUUCAUUCGAUCAAGUAGAGAAUGUAGAUUUAGAUAAAAGUUCAAUUAUUGGACAAUAAUUAAAUUGGUAAUCUAUUCAAAUGGACAACUGUUUAUCAAGUUUAAAUGUUGGCGAGUAGAGUGAAGCUUUGAAUUAAUUAUUUAAUAUUGGGUCUUUUAUUGAUUAAUAGACAUAGAUAAAAGCAGAUUGGAUAUGUGAUAAGCACGAACAAGGAAUAGUUUUCGUUGAUUUAUCCGAAUAAAAAAGCAUUCAAAAUAGAUUAGCUUGUCUUGAAUGUAUUCCUGAAUAUGUUAUUUAAUACACCAAUUUAGGACAAUUGCAAAAGAUGUGGUAGAAGCAUACUGAACAGGCUUUGACAUUCUUUAAUGUUUAUUAAAGCAAUACUUCGAGUAAACAGUCUCAAGUAAUUCUUUAACUCAAAGAGUUUAGAGAAGUAAUUUUGAAGUUAUUUGAGUAAUUAAUUGAAUCAAUUUAGAUCAAAGUUUAAAUAGAAAAUAAUGAUCUCCAAUAUCAUCAUAAGUUACUUUAAAAAACAUGGCAAUCGUUAAGGAAAGAAGAUCUAAUUAAUAUUGUUGAUCUUCUGAGUUCAUAAAAUAGAUUAGCUCUAGUUAAUCGCAUGAUAGAAUAAGAAUUUUAAUCCAAAGAUUAAGCUAUUGAUUCAAUCAUUUGUUCUCAAAUGCAGCAACUCUAAAAUUUAAUAAACUCUACUUUUCCAUAACUUAUUACAUCCACCGUUAAGUCAUUCAUUUCAAAUCAAAACCUUAAUUAAAAUAAGAUUGAUGUUGAAACAUAAAUUUAAUAAUCCUUAUCCUUGUAAUCUUAAAUCAUCACCCUUCAUUUAUAACUUCAUAAGGAAAUCAUUUUACCUUAAAUUUCCAAACCAUUUUCUUUUGAAGUAGUCUCCUAAAUAUCAGAAAGUACUACAUGUUAAGCAUUUGCACUUAAUAAUGACUCAUCAAUUUUAAUUGCUGGGUAAGAUAGUGGAUCAAUAAAGGUUUUUGAAUUCAAUUUUGGAUAAUUAAGAGAAAUUCAAUUACUUAAAGAGCAUUCAAGUAAUAUUCGACGUUUAUAUUUCAUGUAAAAGGCUUCUUCACCCUUAUCUGCUGGUGAUGAUAAUCAAAUAAUACUCUGGAAGGUGAAUAAUCAGAAAUAAUGGUAGAGUCACAAAAAAUUAGAAGGUCACACAGGUACAGUUAGUUGUUUAAUUAUGAACAAUUAAGAAGACCUUAUCAUAUCUGGUAGUAAUGAUAAAACUAUUAACUUUUGGGUUUAAGAGAAUUAAUAAUGGAAAUGCAAUUAGACAAUAUCAGAUCAUACAAACUAUGUUAGGUGUUUAUCAUUGAAUGUAUUAGAGAAUAUGCUGAUAUCAUGUGGCAAAGAUAAUUUACUCUUAAUCAUCUUAUAAGACAAUAAUAAAAGAUGGAGUACAAUCUAAAAGAUAUCAACUGAAAGGUGUGGCUAUAGUUUAUGUUUCAUAACUGAUUAGAUGUUUACAUUUUAACAGGAAACAAUAAAUAUAAUGCAUAUCUAUCAAUUAAAUACAACAAGUUAAUAAUUUAUUAAAAUGGAAUAGGAAGUAAGCAUUAAAUCAGAUUAAAAUUGUUCAGCUUUUUUCCCUUAAAAAUUUGUAAAGGAAAAGUAAAUUCUGCUAAAUAAAAAUGGAAAAAAUGUAAAUUUAAUUAGACUUCAUAGGAAUGGUUAAUUCAAAACAGAAUAAUCUAUAUAGAAUAGCAUUUGUUGUGGACUAUUUGGUACUAUUUCAAAUGAUGGAAGUUAUUUAGUCACAUUUGAGAGUGAUAAUAAGGUGAUAAAAGUAAGAAAAUAUAGAGAGAAUUGA